AUGACUGUUAAAACUCGUGAGAAAGUCGAUGAUACAGUUUGUCUUCUAAUCGAUGAAACAACUGUGAAGACAUUACAGAGGCGUAAGACAAAGACCACGGGAAAAUGGGCAGCCGAGAUACGCGACCCUAACAAAGGGGCCCGUGUUUGGUUGGGCACAUUUGAAACAGCCGAGGCUGCAGCCGCGGCUUAUGAUCAAGCCGCACGUAAGUUCAAAGGGGCAAAGGCCAAACUCAACUUCCCAGAGCGUGUUCAAGGCCGCUCUGAGCUUCGUUACAUAUCAACAACCACCACAACACAACCGCCCGCUGCCACCUCAUCACGGCCUCCAAAUCCUACAUCACAUCAAUCCAUAGCCACAAAUUAUCCAGACUUCCUUCAGUAG
Molecule: messenger RNA, 384 nt
Organism: Helianthus annuus (common sunflower)
Lineage: Eukaryota; Viridiplantae; Streptophyta; Magnoliopsida; Asterales; Asteraceae
Product: ethylene-responsive transcription factor ERF113-like
Exons: 2
Coding region: 1-384 (127 amino acids)
Biological process (GO): regulation of DNA-templated transcription; ethylene-activated signaling pathway
Molecular function (GO): DNA-binding transcription factor activity; DNA binding
Source: RefSeq, a predicted model, not a curated record